This is a messenger RNA of Acaulospora morrowiae, 209 nucleotides long. Lineage: Eukaryota; Fungi; Glomeromycota; Glomeromycetes; Diversisporales; Acaulosporaceae. The record is from the annotation of a GenBank genome assembly.
CCAUUAAGUUGCACAAAGAAGUUUCUCUUGCCACUGAAGUUGGCGAAGCUACUAUUGCAUGUAUUUUUAUUGAGUUUAAUAAAACUGGGCAGAUUACAUCUUCAAAACAAGUAAACAAAAAUGUUCUUCUUCUUUCCCUAAGAACUUACCAUUUGAGUUAUUUAAUUUGGGCUUUUCAGUUUCGAAGGCACAACUUGCACAUUACUUAA